Sphaeroforma arctica JP610 is the source of this 2224-nucleotide messenger RNA. RefSeq lists its product as hypothetical. Lineage: Eukaryota; Ichthyosporea; Ichthyophonida. The coding region runs from base 917 to 1273 and encodes 118 amino acids. The transcript has 2 exons. The record is from RefSeq and is a predicted model, not a curated record.
UUCAGAGCACACAUGAUUCCGUAAUCCGUAUGGACACAAUUUUUGUAAAUACACUUAACUAUUGCAGGCUUGUCGACAGUAUGACUACGCGACGACGAAGGAUACCUCACGUUAAUCACCAUGUCCAACACAAUGUCUCAAUUGCCUGACGGGUUCACUUCACACGCCGAACUGGAAAGUGCUGCCAUGUCUCUAUUCGCAGAAGGAGCACUUAACCUCGGAGAUUUUAAUUUUGAACUCAGCUUGCAUGAUGCCACCUUUCCUGUUAUGUCUGAUAUCAAGCCCUCGGAACCUGCUUGUCCGGAUUGCCUUGUCCUCCUUGUCGACACGCGCAUGAGUUUUAGUGAAAGUAUAUUUUUAUGUACACAGGUAUGCUAUAAAUCUCUGCGAAUUAGUUCCGCAUACUGAGCGUCUUAUAUGCGUUUGAUUCACGUGCGACUUGUACAAAAUGUAGUAGGUGGAAAUACGUGGCUGUAUUUUGUUAAUAUAUAGCAGCUGAUUUUUAUCUGGUUCGAGCACUACACCUCCCAUAAACUUCCGCGCCAGGUCGUAGUGGAGAAGUUGAUACUCUGGCAGAUAUACAUCUGCCGUUCAGUGUGGUGUGUUUUAUAUUUCCAGAGCUCUGUAUUAUAUGUGAAGUGCCGAAUAGUGUCGUAUUCUGUAUCGAUGUUGUUAAUGAUCUGUUUCUGUAAAGCUGCUCAAGGUGUUGGUGAGGUUGUAAGCUCAUCUUGUAUGAAGGAGAAUUGCACGUGUCGAUUUCACUGCGGCAAUUUAACGCUCCAAGCAUUCGAUUCUCCUUGUGAUCACGGGAUUCCAACUUUCGUUAUAAGCCGUAUAUGUACCCGCAUGGCAAGAAAGCUUCCGGAAUCGUGCGAACACGUUGAGAAAAUCACACCCACUCGUAUAUCUGUGCGUAAUGAAUCAUGAUAAUGAUCUGAUGAUCGUGCUUGUUGCACGUAUCAGACCAAUAACGAGACCAGACGCAACGCUGUUCAAUCCUGAUUUUCUCUGGAUGUCAAGCAAGCCGACUUACAAUUUUUUGAGAAAGAAGUGGGCGCAAUGCUCUCAAGAAAGCGUGCUGAAAGGCUCUGUCGUCACACGUGGAAACGCCUAUUCUGGGUUGAGUAAAUGUGUGCGACGAAGUGCCAGAGUCCGGGAUGCUCUGUGCUGGCACUUACACUGCGACUUCCCCUUCCGGCCAAGCGAUGAUACGGAAAGGUACAUCAUACCAACUCCUGAUACCAGCUGCGACGCGGACACUCCACCACCAUGAAAACUUGGUUUACUGACAAAUAGGUUUUUGGCCCGUACUGUGCCUAUGCUACAAGAGUGCCAGUGCCAGUGCCAGUGCCAGUGCCAGUCUAUUUAAUAUGAGCGCUAUCAAAACAGUCUCUUAUCUUUCUGGCCUGUAGUAAAACGUCAUCUAUGCGCCAAUGGGCGUUUAGAUAUGCCAGUCGUCGACCAGAAUCUAACACGCACAAUUCGGGAGUUUGUCACCGAGUACACAGUAUAAACCAAACCAUGCGUUUGUCGCAUCAUUCUUAAUCUGACGCUUGGGCGCAGGAUGCUCGCGCCGAAGUUAAUCUGCUACCUAGUAUGUAGCGCGAGUAGGGAAGAAUAGGUGCGGACUGGCGCUAUGGCCGAGAUGGAUUAUGGGUAACAUUGUGGAAAGGCUUCUUGUGGGUUUGUACUGAGGGUCACGCAGCAUCAACCACCUCAAAAUUAUGGCGAGUUGUGAUGAACCUUGUGCUUGUCCAUCGGUGAUGUGAGGCGAAGUGCGCGGUAUUCAUACACCAAGGUGCUUGUUGGUCGAUGAUGUGAUGGAGGCCAAUACAAUUCAAAGCAAUUCAAGGGGAAAGUAACGGGGAGUUCGAAACGUGCCAACUACAACGAGGGCUUAGGAGUCGCCUUUGGUCAUCUUGGCAGUGUCGGAAUCGUGACGCGAAUUUGAACUGCGCGAAGUACGGUAAUUCCUAAUUUACCGAAUUGUGCCCAUAUGUGGCGGCAACCAAUGCUAAAUGCCCACCGCUUGAUAAGUCAUCCGCGCAUAUAGCUAUUGGCAUAACUAGAGCAAUGUGUCUAAGAAGAGUCGUGGCGAACGCGAACAUUCCUCGCAUCAACACUCACGAAGGCAAAUUGAAGCCACAAUAAAGUGCAUGUCCAGUCUUGGUUGCUAUUACGAUAAAAUUUCCAUAGCAUUAGCUGUAUUGUUGCUGCUAUCGAG